Messenger RNA from Penaeus indicus, 1110 nucleotides. Its product is annotated as putative nuclease HARBI1. The record is from RefSeq and is a predicted model, not a curated record. Bases 1 to 1110 code for a protein of 369 amino acids. NCBI's taxonomy places the organism in Eukaryota, Metazoa, Arthropoda, Malacostraca, Decapoda, Penaeidae. The transcript is spliced from 4 exons.
AUGGAGUUGGUAGCUGCAUAUCUUCAUGAUCAGGCUUUACAACGUGAAAGACAUUAUAGGGACCCCUUGGAUCCUUUGCAUUUUAAUGAUAAUCAGUUAUUGCGGUACUAUAGAUUUCCAAGACGUGAAAUUUUGUGGCUCUGUGAGGUGUUGGACCCAUACUUGAGAAGAAGAACACGGAGGUCACACGCAGUGCCAACCCACACACAAGUGCUUGUGGCCUUACGCUUUUAUGCUAGUGGAACAUUUCAGAGUGUGAUUGGUGACUCAUGUGGACUAACACAAGCAAGUGUAAGCAGGAUAAUUGCAGCAGUGACCAGAGUGUUGACAGAAAAGGCAAGAAUAGAAAUAAAGUUUCCAUCAAGUGCCAAUGACUUAAUGAAGACUGUCCAAGAUUUUUCAAGAUUUGCAAACUUUCCGAAAGUCAUAGGAGCCAUAGAUGGUACUCACAUUCCAAUUAAAGCACCAUAUGUUGAUGAACACAUUUAUGUUAACAGGAAAAGGUUUCAUUCAUUAAAUCUACAGAUAGUUUGCAAUGCAGAUGGACUAAUAACAAGUUACAACACAAGAUAUCCUGGCAGUACUCAUGAUGCAUUUAUUUGGUCCAACUGUGCACUACGUACUCGAUUUGAGACGGGGGAAUUUGGAGAAAAUUAUUUACUAGGUGAUAGUGGCUAUCCCCUUGAGCCAUACCUUUUAACGCCUCUGUCGAAUCCAAGAACACCAGGAGAAACCCGUUACAACAGAAGUCACACCAGAACACGUGUGAUCAUAGAGCAAACAUUUGGCAUAUUGAAGUCAAGAUUCAGGUGUCUGCAUCAUUCUGGAGGAACUCUUCAGUAUGAUCCCAUUAAGUGCUCCAAAAUUGCAAUUACCUGCCUGCUUCUCCAUAAUUAUUGUGUGAAACGAAGGAUACCAAUUCCGCAGGAGAUUGUAGAAAAUGAUGGCGAGAUGAACAUUGCAGCAGAAGCUGCUGAACGUGGCACAGGUCGUGCAACCUUCUGUGAUUAUAAAAUUAUAAGACUGCACCAGAAUAUUGUUAACAUUAUUAUUGCCAUGUCUAUACAACAAAUAUUUGUUACUUCUGUAACCAAAAAGGAAAUUAUAUAA